AUAUUUACUUCCGAUGUUGCAAUCCUUAUUGACGUGGAGGAAAUGACAGUAUUAAAUAUAGAAGCAUUUAAACAUGUAGAGAUAUACUGAUAUACUGGUCAUUCAUGUAAAACAAAAUGGGAAAUUUGGCUGGUAUAUUUUGCCGACGUGAAAAAGUGCGGAUUUUGAUGCUUGGUCUGGAUGCUGCUGGAAAAACUAGCAUUCUUUACUAUUACCAUCUUGGAGAAGUUGUCACAACUAUUCCUACCAUAGGAUUUAAUGUGGAGACAGUGAAAUUUAAAAAUCUUGACUUGACAGUAUGGGAUGUAGGCACUCGAGAUAAAAUUAGACCACUCUGGAGGCAUUAUUACCAGAACACCCAGGCUUUAGUGUUUGUCGUCGACAGUGUCGACAGUGACAGAAUCUUAGAAGUGAAAGAAGAACUACAUAGAAUUUUGUCUGAAGAUGAACUGAAAGAUGUUCCUAUUGCUCUGGCUUUGAAUAAGAGAGAUCUUCCCAAUUGUAUGACAAAAGAAGAGAUAAUGGAAAAAUUAGAGAUAAAGAAAAUCCAGAAAGAUAGACCUUGUGAAGCUUUUCUGACAACAAUCAGACCCACAGACAAAGUGGAAACAGAGUUCGAUAAAUUAAUGGAAUGGAUAACUAAUAAUACUGUCAAACGACGAAAUGAGCUUUCAUUAACAAAUCCAAAAGUUGAUCGGUUUUCUACCUACGUAUGGCAACCAAUAAUGAAAAUGAAAAGCAUGAUGUUUGAAUGACAAUAUACAUUUUUAUUUCGGACACUACUUGUGAUCACUUUGUCGGUUUGAUGCAGAAAAAAAUAUGGGGUUGUACACAAUAUGAUAUGAUCACUAACUUUGCUUUUAGGAUGACUCGAUAAAUCAUUCAUAAAAUAUAAAUCACAAUACAAUCUAUUUAUUUAUUUUAAUUUUAUAAGCAUUAUUGUGAUAAUUCUUAAGGUAAAAUGAGUUAUUAGGAAACGUCAUUUUCAAAGCAUUAUGCUAUAUUUAAGAAAAUACCCUGCCUAAAUUCCAACAGUAAUGUAAUUUUUGUUACUAACAUAUUUGUUAUUUGAGGACCCCAUUGGAAAUAAGCUAUUUAAAAGGCUUUUGUG
Messenger RNA from Saccostrea cuccullata (small rock oyster), 1111 nucleotides. RefSeq lists its product as uncharacterized. The record is from RefSeq and is a predicted model, not a curated record. Gene Ontology annotation, cellular component: cytoplasm. The coding region runs from base 117 to 755 and encodes 212 amino acids. The transcript has a single exon. Gene Ontology annotation, biological process: intracellular protein transport; vesicle-mediated transport. Gene Ontology annotation, molecular function: GTPase activity; GTP binding. Lineage: Eukaryota; Metazoa; Mollusca; Bivalvia; Ostreida; Ostreidae.